Rhipicephalus microplus (southern cattle tick) is the source of this 5507-nucleotide messenger RNA. RefSeq names its product retinol dehydrogenase 13. NCBI's taxonomy places the organism in Eukaryota, Metazoa, Arthropoda, Arachnida, Ixodida, Ixodidae. The record is from RefSeq and is a predicted model, not a curated record.
CUCCGUCCCAGGUUCUUGUUUUGCUUGUCGAAACGGAGGCGACCUCUAACGUACUUUCCUGGAAGCUCGCUUAAUCCUCCUUCAUCGCGAGCAGACGACGCUGCGGUCUUCUGUCCGCAGCAGACGACGCGUUUUGCGGCCGUAGUUUGUCGCAUUUACUGCAGCGUGGCAUUUGCGGCUUUUUUUUUUCUUCCGCUGUGCACGACUUCGAAGUGUGGAUUCCCUCUUCUUUUGUUGCUAGUGUUCGCCUCUUUUUCGUACCUGGGAAGGAAGCCUGUUUCGCGGCGCUGUUUUUUUUUUUCUCCGCGCCUAAAGUAGCGGUGCUAACGGCUUCAAGAUGAUGGAAGGAACGCUUUCCGAGUACGCCUUCUACUUGCUCUUUCCGUGUUCCCUACUCGUCGGACUGCUCUGUUUGGCCAAGCACAUCAUUCGAAGGACCGAAUUCUUCCACAACGACGACUCCCUUGAAGGCAAAACCAUUGUUGUGACAGGCGGUUCCAAUGGCCUCGGUCGCACCCUGUGCUUGGAGCUUGCGCGGCGGGGAGCCCGCGUGGUCAUCGCGUGCCGCACGCGACUGCGGCGCGACUCGACGGCCUUCUUCCUGCGCGAGAAGACCGGCUCGUUCAACUUCCGAGUCAUGUACAUGGACCUGACCAACUUGGAGUCCAUCCGCGAGUUCGCCAAGGAGCUCAUCGCCUCGGAGCAGCGCCUCGACUGCAUCGUCAACAACGCCGCGAUAAUGACUGGGCGCGACUUCACUGCUGACGGCAUCGACCUGAUGAUGGGCGUCAACUACGUGGGCCACUUCUUCCUCACCACGCUGCUGAUCGACAAGCUCCGCUCGACGCCCGGGGGCAUCGCUCGCAUCAUCAACGUGGUGUGCGGCGGCUUCCGCAACGGCCACAUGGCCGACCUGGAGGACAUGGAGGACAAGCGAGUGCGCCACGAGUACGACUACCGCACCGUCUACCGGAGCUCCAAGCUGGGACUGUACCUCUUCAACAAGGAACUGGCCAGGAGGUACCGCCCGUUCGACGUGGCCGCAUUCUGUGUGGACCCUGGUUUGAUCGCCACCAGCCUGUACAAGAAUCUGCCCGGAUUCCAAGGACGCUUCAUGCAAACUUUCGCUCGUAUCAUGUUCCGCACCACCGAAGAGGCCGUCCAGUCAGUCCUUUACGCCAUCAUGGCCCGCAAGAUUGAGUCGGACUCCGGAAAGGUGAUCAAGGACCUGCACGCGUACGACGCCCGCAGCUCGGAGUGGAACGACGAGGCGACCCGCAGCCUGUGGGAGCGCACCGAGGAGCUGAUCCGCUCCAAGGGCAUCCCCUUCUCCCUCUCCGAGGAGGCCGAGGAAGAGGACCUGGGCGGAGGCGUCGAGGCGGCCAAGAUCAACCUGGAGGCGUUCGCUCAACGAAUGCAGCAGGGCAUCCAGCAGGUGCGGCCCCCCGCUGAGGAGGAGGAAGAGGAGGAGGAGGAGGAGGAAGAAGAAGAGGAAGAGGAAGAGGCCUAGAGAACGCGCGCGCACUCCUUUCACCGCAGGGCUCGCUACAGGCACGCUAAACAGCCGCAAUUCGUCACGCUAUACCACGCAACAGUUAUAUACGUGUCACAUCGCUGCUGAGCAACGCGAGCCGCAUAGGUAUAAGUAGAGUCACUUGCUCCGGCGAGGACGACUUUAAGUUUCAGCCAUAAGCGUUCACAGGGCAGAAGAGGAGGAGGGGAGGGGGUAGUGUCACUGCAGCACCACUCCCUCCUUAGUUGGAAAAGUCCGAAAGAUAUCUUCAAAGGCUUCAAAAACAAAAACUGAGGCAAUGACAUGUUGCCUUCCUUUUUUUUUUCACGACUUUGCGGAGGGUAGCGGUGGGCAGUGGCAAAACUUAUUCAGCUAUAAAGGUUUUUGCGAGUCAGAUAUUUCCGCUUAACGUCUCCUUAUUCCGUUAAGUAGGGUUUGGGUGAAAAGGAAUAACAGAUCUGGCCGUAAUGUGAGAAGGAUUCAGCCUGUUGUGAUCGUGGAGGACGACAAGCGUACAACCAACAACCGACACGUAGUGGCGUUCAGUCCGAGACUGUCUUUAUUUUCGAAUUUUCCCUCCCCGACUCGCGGCCCCGUAAGUCUUUCAUCGGGCCCAGCGCGCCGCCGCCAGCUCUCCUCCAUCCGGCUAAGGUUUCUCGUGCGUCUAGAAUAAAAGCGCACGGCACACAGGCCGUUGAUAACUUCGGCGUGGUAGAGAACACGUCGCCUUGCACUGAAAUCUAUGGGGGAUCAUGACUCUAUCGGAAGAUCGUUGAGAUCCAAGUAGCUGGGGCACCCGUGGAAAGUAAGUACUGUAAAGCAUUGUAGGAAGUUGCUGUAGCGAGCCUUGCCUUGAAAGGAGGAGCCCGAUUAGGUGUUUUCUAAGGUCUCGCAUGCCAGAAGACCAUCACGCAUGAGUUUAAUAAUCCCGAGAAACGACCGUGUUUUCGAGGUGAUCAUUUCCAGAACGUUGUAGUCAAAUGUCAAAUCCAUGGCACCGUAAGGUGUCUUUAUAAAAAAAAUCCAACCAAGCAGCGUAUGUUUUACCGUGAGUUCCAGAACCAGGACAGGACAAGGCGCACCCUAAAGGGAAACGAAUAAUUAACGGAUAAAAGGCCUCUUCGAUGACGUUAAGCGAGAGCGAGCUAUGAUCUUUUAUGAAAGAGCUAUAUGCGACGAUUUUUCGAUGCAAUCAGAAUGUACAGCCCUAGUCACGCGUGAUAUAUAAACUCCUGCCAGAAGUUGCCAUAAAUUAUAUCACCUUAUCACUUUAUUUCCACUGCCCAGACAAAGGCCUCUCCCUCUUCUCUUCGUGUGUUUUAGGUUCAACCUCGUCCAUUCCUCCCCUCUCGGUAUCCUCGCUUCAUCCUUGAAUUUGGUUCUCAAAGUUCCUCCAAGUAAUUGUACUGGGGAGCAUUCUGUGUUGAGGUCUGCACCGACUUCUUUUGGUUCGUUUGUAACAACAACAACAGCAAAAGAAGAGAAAGAAAAUGUAACGCAGAACAGCACAUACGUGGGCAAGUUAUGCAAAAAUGACAAAGCAAAAAAAAAAAAAAGAGCGCUCGGACUGAUAGCCUCAUCUGACAUAGCGUAAGAGAGCUCAAGAAAACGGUGGAUGCCUUGUAACAUACGUAACGAUAAAAAGGAAACAGAAAAUGGCCCCGUAUUUCCAUGUUUCAUUGCAAAUGUCGUCUAAAGACGUUAGUAUUGCGUGUGGAGAGAGUGAACAAAACGUUUAUUUGAUGUUCUGUGCGAUAAAAUCGGUGAAUUGUAUUCUGGAAGCGCUGCGUUAGAGAGCCUCGAUCCGUGCAGCGAAGGCGAACGAGCGCAUCGAGGCACGUUAGACACGAGCGCCAUCUGGCAGUUAUCUUUGAAAACGAAGAAAGCCGUGCGCGCCCACGGAGAGAGAUGCGCCCCUGUCUUGGAGGCGGUAAGGUGUAGAACGCAAAGCGACUGGCAGGUGCCACCACAGUACAUGUCGACUUAGCAAAGCACUGGAACACUUGCAUUUUUGGACAUCGCGUUGCACUGUCAGCGCAGCCUGAUAAACGCUAUGGGCCUUGGACUUACUAAUGUGUGCCUCCUCUAGUAUAAGGACAUUCAUACAAAAUAUUGACGUGUUGUUAUGGUGCCCCAGGUAUGCGCAAUAAUUGAUUUGACAUUGACAAUCGCACGAGUAUGAACGCUGAAUAAUUGAGCACUAUUGGUGUGCGCUGCCGAUGGGGUUGGCCGUUUAAGGCACUGUUUGGGGCCGUUAGGAGUAUCGUUAGCUCGGACAAACAGACGAAUGUACAGACAGACAGACCAAAAUUUUGGCGUCGAAGGACCCCAAGAAAGACUAUAUCAUCUUAAAAACAAAUCAUGGUUAAACGGGCUCACUGGAUAUCGGCUGCGUUCCAAAGCCAGUGUUUGCAUCGUUUUCCGAACUAAAUUAAUAGCUUGCUCGUGAGGUCGUAGGUGCAGCUACACUUACCUACUGGUACGACAGCAUGACGGCUAUGACGAUGUCAACGCAGUUUAUUCACUACUGUGGUUUACGUAUGUUUCAAUGUUAUAAAGAUGCCACCGAAACGCCAUUGACCCCUGUGUCUGUACUUGCGUGCGAUUUACUGAUGACGUUCACGUGACGUCACGAACCUCACUUUAAACAAAGUUUUAAUCAUCAUCAUCAUUCUCAAAAGGCUGGCGCAACAUAGUGGCUUCAGUGACGUCAGUGGAACUGGCCUAUCCGCAGAUCCCGAGAAUUCUGCACAAUAUGUGAUAACUCCCCAAUAGAGAGUUUCCUGCUUAAAGUUUUUUCUUCGUCUGAGCUCUCUACCUUACGCCCCCUGUAUACGCUAAUAUGCAAAUAUGUUUCCUGCUUUUCACAUCAGGAGUCAUGUACAAGCCUGCCUUUCACUUCUUCUUAACAGAUAUGUCUCAUGUGUUUUACAGCAGCUAUUCUGUGUGCCUAUGUGUUGAGACGUCCCGCUUCGGCAAAUGUCUUUGCCUAGGCCUUCUAUGAAGCAUAUACGUUAUCAAAAGCCUAAAGCAACUCGGGCUCUUUCGAUAUGGCAUGACUAAGCCUAAGCUAAUGUCGAACGGCUCAAUUCACGUCAAGAUGCGUGGCGCGGGCUGUACAUUCUGCCUUGUAGGAAAAGCAACCUCUUCCACUGAUUGCUGCAAUUGAAAUUUUGUCAGCACUGGUUUUUAUCAGCGAAUUGAUCAAGUUUUUCGUGAACCGUAUAAGCGCUUAAAGCUUGUCUACGGAUGGAAGCAAUGACCUCCGUCUUUUUCCAGGUUGACGACUGACCUGGCGCUGGAGUUCACGGUGAAGACGCUGACUCAUGCGCACGAGCGUCCUUCGUUGUUAUCUCAUUUCUACCCUCUCCUUUUUUUCUCCCGUUUCCCUUCAUGUGUACAGAUCGCUGUGACUCCGUGUUACGUGUUGUCCUUAUGUUGUCCCAUCUUUCUUUUUUUCUUCUUUUCUACCCUCUAAGUAUUUAUCUUUCUGUUGCGAUAUGACGUACUACACGAAUCGCAGCACCGCCCCCUCUUGGCUCGCUACGAAGUCUAAAGGCCCGCGAUCUUCAGAAUCGUUGCUAGUACCACGUCAAGUGACUGGUCCCUUGUCUGCAGACACAGUCCUUGCGAGUCGAAAAACUGACGCACACUUUGACAGUGCCGCAAAGGAAUACAGUAUAAGGACGACUUUACGGUAGACACAAUGGUACUACCAUCUUGGGCUGUGAAACUAGUGUUUUCUUAUUUUUGUAGUCCGCCAAUGAAAUGUCGACCUUGCAAACCUAAUCAUGUGCGUGUAUGCAUACACCGGAGCAUUGUUCAUUUGGUUAUUACUAUAUUGGUUUUACUGGCGCAAGGGCCAUGUUUGGCCAAGGAGCGCAAUGAGAAAAUAGUUUGUUUAGUCUGAUAUAAAACGGCAAGGCAGUAGAGCCCAAUAUGGCAGCACAGAAACCCAUACCUUAUAUACGUAAAGAAAGUCUAGCUUCAUUGU